GUGAAUAUUAUCAAUGACACUUAAAUAGGAAAAAGGGGCCAGUUUCCGCCAGUGGAAACGCUCAUGGGAACUUCCUAUCACCAGCCACCCGCUGUGUCCUCAGGCCGCCACAUUUGUUUGACUUUCUGUCCGUGUUGACCGGGGUUCCCAGGACAGUCUGUGUGUUGGACAGAAGUGCCUCACAUGCAGUAUAAAUACAAGAUGGGUUUCAGUUCAAGCUUAAGCAUACAAUUACAGAUUCCUCAUCGGUCAUGAGGAGGCUGCUGGUUCUUGCUUUCGUGGUAGCUAGAGUCUAUGGGUGUGGUCGUCCCACCUUCCCUCCGGUGCUGAACAGGGUGGUGGCCGGAGAGGACGUCAGGCCUCACAGCUGGCCCUGGCAGGUCUCCCUCCAGUCAGACAGCAGUGGGCGCUGGAGUCACGUCUGUGGGGGAACCCUCAUCUCCUCUGAGUGGGUUCUCUCUGCUGCACACUGCAUCAAUGACCGCUACAACUACAGAGUGGAGCUGGGCAAACACAGCCUGAAGGUGACUGAGGAGGACUCGAUAGCUUCGGAGGCGGCUACAGUCAUCAGUCAUGAGGACUACAAUGUUCUCCUGAGCAGAAACGACAUCGCCCUGAUUAAGCUGUCUUCCUCCGUCACCUUUUCCAACACAAUCAUGGCCGCCUGCCUUCCAGAGCAGGACGUCAUCCUGCCCCACGGUGCCCAGUGCUACGUCACCGGCUGGGGUCGACUCUCCACAAGUGGUGCUCCGGCUGACAUCCUGCAGCAGGCUCUCCUGCCUGUAGUCGGACACGAUAUCUGCUCGCAGUCCGACUGGUGGAGCGUCCUGGCGACAGAAAAGAUGGUGUGUGCUGGAGGGGAUGGCAUCACUGCUGGCUGUAAUGGAGACUCCGGUGGCCCGCUGAACUGCCAGAACCCUGAUGGCUCCUGGGACGUCCAUGGCGUGGUGAGUUUUGGCUCUGGUCAGGGCUGCAAUGUGUUCCAGAAGCCCACCGUCUUCACAAAAGUCAGCUCCUACAUCAACUGGAUCAACUGGGUCAUGACCAACAACUGAAACGGCUAUUCAAGUGACUUUAUCAGCAAUUAGAAAAACUGUGCUUUAAAAGUAAACAUGUCUAUCAGUUGUCAACAUAAAAGCAUCCAGCAGUUUCUCUUACCUUCAAAUUUCAAAAAACAUGAGUGACUUUUUGACCAAGAACUGGUAACAAAGUU
Molecule: messenger RNA, 1213 nt
Organism: Acanthochromis polyacanthus (spiny chromis)
Lineage: Eukaryota; Metazoa; Chordata; Actinopteri; Pomacentridae
Product: chymotrypsin-like elastase family member 2A
Exons: 8
Coding region: 252-1055 (267 amino acids)
Biological process (GO): proteolysis
Molecular function (GO): serine-type endopeptidase activity
Source: RefSeq, a predicted model, not a curated record